UGAAAAAUCACGGUGUAACCAGGCACUAAAAAUUUGUUUUUGAAAAUUUAAUUUUCCAAAAAGCAACAGCAAUCCUGUAAACUGGGAAAAUAUUAAAAAUUAAAAUAUUAAACGGAGGAAUACGUAACAGGUUCAAUAAUAAUGAGCAGCUUACAAUUUAAUUCGAUUGCAAGAUCUGCUUCUGUCGAGUCUCAAGAAAAACCAAAAAUUGUUAAAUGUCCAAACUAUGCGAAUAAUUUCUGCGAGAAAUUAUUUUCUUUGUUUGAGAAACACGAUCUCACAGAUGUUUGCAUUAUCGGUUCGGAUGAGGUCCGAUUCAAUGCUCACAAAAAUGUUUUAGCAGUAGGAAGUGAUUUCUUUGCUGCUAUGUUUGCUAGCCCACUUAAAGAGUCCGUUACAAAUGAGGUCCGAAUCCAAGAAUUAAAUGGUGAGAUUUUAAAAUCUAUUCUAGACUUUAUUUACACUGGCACUAUUGAGCUCAAGUCCAAAACUGUGCCGGAGAUUUUCAGUGCAGCUCGCUUUUUUCAAAUGGAAUCAUUAGUCUUGGUAUGUCAACAAUUCAUGGUACAAGAAUUGGAUCCAAGUAAUUGUUUAGGCAUAGCUUUAUUCGCUAAGCAACAUGAUUUAAAUGACCUCUAUGAGACGGCUUUUCAGUUUGCUUGUACCCAUUUUGAAAAAGUAUCUAAAAUGGAAGAGUUUCUCAAUCUCAGCGAAGAUCAAGUGGUUAUGAUGAUAAGUAAUGAAGAACUUUGUGUAACAUCGGAAAAGAACGUCUUUUUAAGCUUGAUCAAAUGGAUUGAGCAUGACAAACAGAAUCGUGAACAAUUUACUUUCAAACUACUCUCACACGUUCAUUACUGGUCACUGAGUCCCGAUUUUAUAAAGCAAAACCGAAGCAAAUUGUCCAAUGAAAAUAAAAUUUUCGACAUGAUCUGCACUUGGCUUGAAUGGCAUUGUACGCCAAGUAACUCUGGACUAAAGUCUCGUAAAUGUUGCAAUGAUAAGCUUGUGGUAAUAUGUAGUGAUAAAAUGCAUACUUAUAAUCCAGAGCAGAAUAUCUGGGAAAUCAAAUCUCUUCCAGGAUUUCCAACAUUCGAUAAAGUAGUUGAAAUAAAUGAAAAGCUUAUUAUACAACUUAAUGGCACCUUGAAGUGCUUUGACCUCAAGACAAAUCGACUAAGUGAUUUACCACGAUUUGAUACGCCAAUAAGUAGUUUUGGAUUAGCUGUAAUGAGGAAUGAAUUAUAUGUUGUUGGGGGUGCUACAAUUGAAAAUGUCCCUGACGUUUAUGGUAGGAAUCAUCAGCAACGUACGACUUGGUCUGGACGCGUACAAAAAUUUAACUUUGCUUCUGGCGAAUGGCAAUGUGUAAAAUCUUUGUCUAAGCCAUUAAGCAAUCCUGUAAUUUCUUGUGUUGGAAGAUAUAUGCAUGUAAAGGGUUAUGAAGAAUUUAUUGCAAGCUUUGAUUCUGAAACCAAUGAAUGGACUUGGACACAUUUUCCGUUCAAAGGCCUUUCGAAAUUCGGAUUUGCUAUUGUAAACGAAAAAUUAUAUUUUGUGGGACAACAGCAAGGCUCUGCAAUUAGUUGUGUUUAUGAACAUGCAAAUGGUAAGUGGAGAAAACAUGAAAUGAGACUUGCAUUAACCAGUCCUAGAUGUAUAUCGUGGAAUAAUCGAAUAAUUGCUUAUGGUGCAUGUGACGGUUACAACUUAAUUUUGGAAUACAAUCCUGAAACUAAAUUUUGGAAAGAUUUGCCACUUCUAAAUUACAUAUCGAACAACGUUUAUGAAGUAAUUAAUGUACAAUAUAAUCAAUAUAAAUAAAUAAUGGUAUUUGAUUUCAA
Messenger RNA from Episyrphus balteatus (marmalade hoverfly), 1844 nucleotides. Its product is annotated as kelch-like protein 2. Lineage: Eukaryota; Metazoa; Arthropoda; Insecta; Diptera; Syrphidae. Gene Ontology annotation, molecular function: protein binding. Bases 142 to 1824 code for a protein of 560 amino acids. The record is from RefSeq and is a predicted model, not a curated record. The transcript has 2 exons.